Messenger RNA from Arachis ipaensis, 585 nucleotides. RefSeq lists its product as uncharacterized. Gene Ontology annotation, cellular component: chromosome, centromeric region. Gene Ontology annotation, molecular function: translation elongation factor activity. Lineage: Eukaryota; Viridiplantae; Streptophyta; Magnoliopsida; Fabales; Fabaceae. Gene Ontology annotation, biological process: maintenance of meiotic sister chromatid cohesion; translational elongation; meiotic sister chromatid segregation. The record is from RefSeq and is a predicted model, not a curated record.
UUAUAAUACGAAAGUUCCAUCAUUAUGCUUUAUCUGAAUAAAUUUGGAAGCUUAAUGCAGAAGAAGCUUUCUGACAUCACCAACUCCUCACACCACCUUCAAGAACAACAAAAACCACCAGAGGAUACUACUUCUUCUAAUUCUGCUGAUAAGGAUUGCAUUCAACAACUUCUAAAGGAAAGAAUGACUCUACUGAAGCUCCUAGCUGAGAAAAAUAAAAUAAUUGAAUGGACUAAAGCUGAGAUGCAGAUGUUAAGAGGCAAUGUUAAAAAACUGCAACUACAGAAUUGGAAUCUUGCUCAAUCAAACACACACAUGCUAGCGGCUGAAGCCUCUGGUAAGUCCCAAAUGGCCAUAGAAAAAAUGGUAGAAGGACGAUUACGCAAGUACUUUGAGGAAGUUGUGCUGAUGGAGCAAAAGUUUAUUGUGAAUGAUACAAUGAAUGCUAAGGUAUGUGAGGUUUCUCUAUGUUUAAUCAGGAUUGUUAAGAAAGUUGAGGCUAUGGUCACUUUAUGAUUUUGAUUGGUGAAAGAAACAAAAUCUACCCAUGCAUCUGUUUGGUCAGAAUCUAGUAUCCUCUUUUUU